This is a messenger RNA of Penicillium roqueforti, 1140 nucleotides long. Its product is annotated as fungal specific transcription factor domain-containing protein. Gene Ontology annotation, biological process: DNA-templated transcription; positive regulation of transcription by RNA polymerase II. The record is from RefSeq and is a predicted model, not a curated record. Bases 1 to 1140 code for a protein of 379 amino acids. NCBI's taxonomy places the organism in Eukaryota, Fungi, Ascomycota, Eurotiomycetes, Eurotiales, Aspergillaceae. Gene Ontology annotation, molecular function: DNA-binding transcription factor activity, RNA polymerase II-specific; sequence-specific DNA binding; zinc ion binding. The transcript has 2 exons.
AUGCAUCCUCGGUGGCUUUGGUGUGUAUUGGCAAUGGAUCGCGUAGUCAGUAUUACGCUAGGUCGACCAUUCGCGAUACACCUAGAAGACGUGGACCUCCAACUUCCAGAUUACGGAAUCACACAACCUUUGAGCACAACAGAAGGGCAUGAGAUACGGCCAACGGGGGAGCAGUACCGAGAAGCGGUCUUCGCUCAUAUAAUCCGGUACCGUAUUCUUUGUGGCAGAAUCAUGUCAUCUCUGCACCGAGGCCGAUACACCAAUAACGAACAUUCCGCCUUGGCUGCACAAGCCGAGCUUGCCAAUGACCUGGAAGAAUGGCACGCCAAGACGAGCGCAUUACACCUUGAAAGUGGUGCCUCAGACGGGGCCAAGGUCUCCAGUUUCCUGACCGUUGAGUGGUACGAGAUGAUCUAUCACAAUGCUCUGCUCAUGUUGUACCGGCCUUCUCCAGCGCUCCCAUUGAACUCGUCCAGAGCAACCGUGGCAGUGCCAAUCAUAUAUGAGUCGGCAAAAAAGGCGAUCGGUUUCUACGCACAUCUUCAUGAAUUACAGCGCAUCAACUAUACCUGGAUUACGUUGCACGGUGUCUUCAUGGCUGGUCUUUCCUUUGUUUAUGCUGCUGGACAGCAUUUCCGCACCAAGAAGAACCAGCGUCAUGGCCAGGGAUCACCCAUGCUAAGCUCCGAUCCGUCAAUUCUGGAAAUUGUCAACAUCUGCCGCUCUUGCUCUAGUGUCUUGGUGGCGGUAUCAGAACGUGGGGAUAUCGCUCGUCAUUGCCAUCGUGUGUUCGAUCGGCUGAGCGAUGCUGUGUUAUCAGAUGCGGUCGAAUAUCACACAGCACCUCGACUUGGCGGCUUGCCGCAACCGGUCCCUCCCACCCCUCCUGCGUUGUGCAACAGUGUCCCUCCAAAUAUCGCCGCCUCAAAUUACACAAUUGAUACAUUGCCAUCCGAGGGCUGGUCUUUCCAGGAUCCAAUGCUAUCGUCUCUGCUUGCGGUCGAUGAUGUUUUUCGGGAUUGUUUUGACGAUCUACAGCAUUUCCACGAGUCUGCGUUCGGUGAAGACCCCAUUGGUCAACUUUCACAAGAUUGGUUAGGGCAGAUCGGUGGUUCGCAACUACCUGAAACCGACACAUGA